AUGAUGAUCGUGACAGAGUUCAUGGGGAACGGCGUGCUGGACUCGUUCCUCAGGAAACAUGAGGGACAGUUCACAGCCACCCAGCUCGUUUGCAUGUUGCAGGGGAUUGCCUCCGGCAUGAAGUACCUGACAGAGAUGGGUUACAUACAUAAAAGCCUUGCUGCUCACAAAGUCCUGGUGAACAGCAGCCUGGCUUGCAAAAUAACUGGUUUCAGACGGCCACAAGAAGAUAAGAUGGAGACCAUCUUCUCCACCAUGCGUGGGAAGAGCCUGGUGCUGUGGUCGGCCCCAGAAGCCAUCCAGUAUCACCACUUCAGUCCGGCCAGUGAUGUGUGGAGCUUCGGCAUCGUCAUGUGGGAAGUGAUGUCCUUUGGCGAGAGACCCUACUGGGACAUGUCCAACCAGGACGUGAUGAAGGCUGUGGAGGACGGGUUCCGCCUGCCCGCCCCGGUGAACUGCCAGCCACCCCUCCACCAGCUCAUGCUCGACUGCUGGCAGAAGGACCGCAGCCAGAGACCCAAGUUCUCGCACAUCCACAACAUCCUGAGCAAGAUGGUGCAGAGCCCAGAGCCCCCAAAGUGCCCCAGCUCCACCUGCACCAGCACGUCCAUCCCCCUGACUGAGCGCACCUUCUCAGCCUUCCCGUCUUUCAGCUCUGUGGGCGAGUGGCUGGAAGCGAUAGAAAUGGGCAAGUACAAAGACAACUUCACUGCUGCAGGCUACUGCUACCUGGAAUCAGUGGCCAGGAUGACAGCCCAAGAUGUCCUCAGCCUGGGGAUCACGCUGGUAGAGCACCAGAAGACCAUCCUGAGUGGGAUCCAGACUCUCCGGGCCCAGGUGAUCCAAAUGCAUGGCCGAGGCGUGCAG
Messenger RNA from Antrostomus carolinensis (chuck-will's-widow), 867 nucleotides. Its product is annotated as ephrin type-A receptor 10-like. Lineage: Eukaryota; Metazoa; Chordata; Aves; Caprimulgiformes; Caprimulgidae. The record is from RefSeq and is a predicted model, not a curated record. Gene Ontology annotation, cellular component: dendrite; plasma membrane. Gene Ontology annotation, biological process: protein phosphorylation; axon guidance; ephrin receptor signaling pathway. Gene Ontology annotation, molecular function: protein binding; transmembrane-ephrin receptor activity; ATP binding. The transcript has 6 exons. The annotation marks the transcript as partial.